Messenger RNA from Amaranthus tricolor (Joseph's coat), 910 nucleotides. RefSeq names its product serine/threonine-protein phosphatase 7 long form homolog. The coding region runs from base 26 to 664 and encodes 212 amino acids. The record is from RefSeq and is a predicted model, not a curated record. NCBI's taxonomy places the organism in Eukaryota, Viridiplantae, Streptophyta, Magnoliopsida, Caryophyllales, Amaranthaceae. The transcript has 2 exons.
AUGGCAGCCUUACACAGCGGCUAAGAUGGAAGCUCUACCGCACAUAUGUACAUCGGGCCACGAGAUUUGGAGAUCGCGUUGUCCUCUUAUUUGCUUUGACAUCGUCGAGCUACAUCUCCCGGAUCGUGUCAUGCGUCAAUUCGGUUUGGAGCAGGUAAUUCCGCAAGCCUGUGACACCCAACGUCAACUACAUGCGAUCGAUCGGAGGACUGGGGACAAGAACUACCUCGUACGACAUAGAUCGCAUGUAGAUGCGUGGAACGACCGAGCAUCUACAUUGGUUGGAGGAGAUAACUUCACAGGUCAUAGCUCUGCUAUGUACAUGAGUUGGUACAGGCGCAUCUCCAUAUUACGCCUAACGAACACCGCAUUUGCGCAGCCAGGAUCACAUUACCAUCCGACAUCUACGUUACUGGCUGAGCGCAUCCGAUCGGUGUUGAUACAAUGUAAUGACACGAUUCAAGGGGCCGCUACAUCGCCAGUUGACGUGAGCUAUCGGCUAUGUUCUCAGACCUUAGGCUCCAUUAAUGCGUCGUUGACCGAUGCAUUGAGUCAAGCGGGUUAUGAGUACCUCAUACUGACUCCACCCGUCAUUGGCGACGUAGAUGACACAUUCCACACUCCUUCUCCAAGGAGUUCAGCCCAUCGAGGUAGCUCUUCCUGAGGAUCCAGUUCUCGGUCCACAAGAGGCCGCCAGCGUUCAUCUACUCAGGGUCGGUCUUCCAGAUCGCCAUCGACAUCCGCUACUAUGUCGCCGUUCGUUCCUCCGUCUUCCAUCAACACUCCUCCGCCACAUCCAUCGCCUCCGCAAAGGAUUAUCACAUAUCAGCAUGCUAGUCAACGACGAGCUCCUACUCUUAAUGUCAUUGCGGAGGUUGACGAGUUCACACCAUCAUCAUCCACCGGUGCG